Molecule: messenger RNA, 1623 nt
Organism: Fonticula alba
Lineage: Eukaryota; Rotosphaerida; Fonticulaceae
Exons: 5
Coding region: 70-1527 (485 amino acids)
Source: RefSeq, a predicted model, not a curated record
UGUCCGCUGCCUGCCUGGCCGGUGCCCGAUGCUUGACCCGGCGGCCGCUGUGUCCGCUGCCAUGCUGCCAUGCUGCCUCUGGUCGAUGCAUCGGGGCCCAUCGGGGUCUGGCCUGCCUGCCCGGCGGGGCCCUCCCAUGGUGGGGCCCGGUGUGUGGGCUGCUGCCCGGGCGCCGGUGCCACUUGCCACAGGCCGGCCGGAGGGGCCUUGCCCGGGACACCGGCUUGGCCGAGUGCCUGCCCUGUCCAGCCGACCGUGCGAAGUGCCCGGCCAACAGGGCCAAUGCCCUCCCCCGCGGCCGGCGGCGCGUCGGCUGCAUGGCGAUCUGGCCCCCGGCAUGUGUGUCGGCCGGCUGCUGGACAUGCUCCUUCCAGAGGGGCUUUUGCACCAGCUGCCCGGUGGGGCUGCUCCCACGCGGCCAAGUUGGCCUGUGUGUGUGUGUGUGUGUGUGUGUGUGUGUGUGUGGGGCCCGCGACGCCGGUGAGCGCCACGAGGCCCGGCACUGCGUCCGGUGCCAUGGCACAUGCCUCGCCUGUGUCGAGGGCAGCUCGUCUUUCGAGUGCACCGCUUGCCCGGCUGGCCGGCCAUUGCGCCGGAGUGCCUGGGCGGAGCCCCGCCCCAGGGGCUGUUACAGUCUUGCGGCGGCCGACCCGCCUGGGCAGGACUCAAGCUAGCAGCAUCAGCGCCAUGAGCAGCAUUUGCAUCAGCAGCAUCAGCGACAGCGACAGCGCCAGGCCCCAGCCGAGUGGCACACGCGUCAAGAAUGCCACCCCGCAUGCGGCGCGAUGGCCCGGCGGCGGCCUGGUGCACCGGCUGCCGGGGCGUGGCCGAUGCCGGACUGGCACCCCGCCGCGCCGGUGUCUGGCCAGCUGGACACCUCGCCGGGCCACCCAGAGCCCGAGAGUGCCGGGAGCCCCUGUCGAUGAUGUCUCGGGCGCGGUCCUGGGCCUGGGCAUGGUCCACCAGGGCGGGCUUGUGUACCGGGCCAUCAAGCCCUCGGGCGUGCUUCUGGGGCUGGCUUCGCAGACGGGGCCGCUCCGGCCGCGCGGGUCACGGACUUCGGCGUCCUGCGCCUCAGCUACCGGGCGUCCGGCCCCCGGAUCGGCGGCCGGUGUCGCCGGGGCCGAGUCCCUCCGGGCAGCCAGCACAUUGAAGCCGCCACAUGGGCACAUGGCCCGGGGCGGGGACGGGCCAGCCGGGUGGGAGAUCACACGCUCUUCCCCGGCUGACCCGGCGGCAUUAACUGAGCGCGCGGAUCUGGGCCUUCACGGGAUCCUCCGGGCGGUGUCGGCGUGGGAUGCCAACGGUGUCCUGCGGCAGCUGGGCCUGUCGCGGGCGCGGGCGCUGCCCCCCCCCCCCGGGCUCCGGCCGGCAUCGGGAGGGGCGGCCUGGGCGCCCCCUGCCGCGGCUGCUGACCGUCCGGGGCUGGGAGAGCGCGCGGCACCGGUGGCCGGGGUGGGACAGCGGCGGUUGCCGGCGUCUGCCAGGCGAUGCUGGCCGACCGUUGGGACGCCCGCCCACGCCUGAACGUCCGCCUCUGGCGUGCGCGCCCGGGUGAGGGCGGGGCAAAGGCGGCCCGUGGACGAGGUGCGCAUCGAAGGGGCCCAGGGCCCGGGACGGGGG